This is a messenger RNA of Striga hermonthica, 333 nucleotides long. The record is from the annotation of a GenBank genome assembly. NCBI's taxonomy places the organism in Eukaryota, Viridiplantae, Streptophyta, Magnoliopsida, Lamiales, Orobanchaceae.
AUGUCGGUCACUACUGUCAAGGUCAGCAAUCUCUCCUUGGGGGCUUCUGAGCGUGAUGUGAAAGAGUUUUUCUCCUUUUCUGGUGAUAUUGAAUAUGUGGAGAUGCGAAGUGAUACCGAACGGUCUCAGAUUGCAUUUGUUACCUUCAAGGAUGCACAGGGAGCAGAGACCGCAGUUCUUCUCUCGAGGACUAAGGAGAAAGUUGUGGUGGCUGAGGACGAGCAGAGGAGGAAGAUGGUCGAUGACUUUGCACAGGUUCACCUUUCCGAGUCUCCCAAAGGGUCCGACUCGGACGAGUCCAAGCCGGCCCCAGUUCAAGGUUUAAUCCUCUGA